AAUGACUAUAGCUUGCACCUUACAUACCCCUAACUGUUGUACUGUUAUUACCCAGCACGUCAGUCUAUUUCGAUUCCGCACUCACACCCGUAGCCAUGAGCAUGCUCAGGCUCCAAAAGCGCUUGGCGUCCAGCGUCUUGCGCUGUGGCAAGAAGAAGGUAUGGCUGGAUCCCAACGAGACCAACGAAAUCGCCAAUGCAAAUUCCCGUCAGCAGAUCCGUAAGCUAGUGAAGGAUGGUCUGAUCAUCAAGAAGCCGGUGACGGUCCACUCGCGGGCUCGCUGCCGCAAGAACACACUGGCACGGCGCAAAGGCCGUCACAUGGGCAUCGGUAAGAGGAAGGGUACAGCCAAUGCCCGUAUGCCUGAGAAGCUCUGCUGGAUGAGACGAAUGAGAAUCCUGCGCCGGUUGCUACGACGAUACAGAGAGUCUAAGAAGAUUGACAGGCACAUGUACCAUAGCCUUUACCUGAAAGCGAAAGGAAACGUGUUCAAGAACAAGCGCAUCCUCAUGGAGCACAUCCACAAACUCAAGGCGGACAAGGCCCGCAAGAAGCUCCUGUCUGACCAGGCAGAGGCCCGUCGCACAAAGACGCGCGAGGCGCGCAAGCGCCGAGAGGAGCGUCUGCAGGCCAAGAAGGAGGAGAUCAUCAAGACUCUGUCUAAGGAGGAGGAAACCAAGAAAUAAAACAUUCCGACCCCCAUUAUCCCUACUAAUUAACUGGCCUCUUUUCUUUGUAUAUGGAGAUAACAACAAUACAUUGUAAAGACAUAAUAAAAUGUACAGUGAGAGUAAA
This is a messenger RNA of Clupea harengus (Atlantic herring), 795 nucleotides long. It is a transcript of the gene rpl19, whose product is annotated as ribosomal protein L19. Gene Ontology annotation, molecular function: RNA binding; structural constituent of ribosome. Gene Ontology annotation, cellular component: ribosome; cytosolic large ribosomal subunit. Gene Ontology annotation, biological process: translation. NCBI's taxonomy places the organism in Eukaryota, Metazoa, Chordata, Actinopteri, Clupeiformes, Clupeidae. The record is from RefSeq and is a predicted model, not a curated record.